AUGUUAGCAGUUGUGAUCUUUGUCCUGGUGCUCCUCACUCCCCUGCAGUUGGAGGCCAAGUUCAAGAGCCUCCACUGUACGAACUACGAUAGAUCCUAUGGCGAAAUACUGCUGUGCAAAAUCAAGGCCAUCAAUCGGUACAGGAACUCGAUAAGUAUCCAAUUCAGGCAGUUGAGAACCGUCAAUAAUGUCCAUAUGCGUUUGGAGCUUUUCAAACGAGCCAACGGCUGGCGACCUUUUCUGUACAAUAUAUCGUUUAAUCUGUGCGAUUUUCUAUCUAAAAGAAACAAUGUGAUUGUGAGCCUCGGAUACGAGUAUCUCAAACCGUACAUCCCAAUCACGAACUACACUUGCCCGUUUAAGAAAAAUCAUUUAAUUAAGUGCACCGACCUGGAGUUUGAUAUCGAAAAGUUCCGUGUUCGAUUUCCUAUAGAAACCGGGGAGUACGCGCUCCAGUUGAGCUUCAUUGUCCAGAGGAAAGUCACGUUGACACUAAAUGGAUCCGCAGAAUACUAUAACUAUCGAGAGCACUGA
Drosophila mauritiana is the source of this 534-nucleotide messenger RNA. RefSeq lists its product as uncharacterized. The record is from RefSeq and is a predicted model, not a curated record. NCBI's taxonomy places the organism in Eukaryota, Metazoa, Arthropoda, Insecta, Diptera, Drosophilidae. Bases 1 to 534 code for a protein of 177 amino acids. The transcript has 3 exons.